Morchella sextelata is the source of this 4692-nucleotide messenger RNA. RefSeq lists its product as uncharacterized. The transcript is spliced from 5 exons. NCBI's taxonomy places the organism in Eukaryota, Fungi, Ascomycota, Pezizomycetes, Pezizales, Morchellaceae. The record is from RefSeq and is a predicted model, not a curated record. The coding region runs from base 1 to 4692 and encodes 1563 amino acids. Gene Ontology annotation, molecular function: zinc ion binding; nucleic acid binding. Gene Ontology annotation, biological process: DNA integration.
AUGUCCACCUCCGACCCACCUGCAUGGAAUGCACCCAAAGAUUUAGAGGAAUUCAGGCAGAUGUAUGAGGCCGGCCCUGCUGAACUAUUCGACAACAUCGCCACCCUCGUCCAGCGCGUCCGCCUCCAAAGGGACACCCUUCAUACACAAUUCACUGCCGCCAAUGAAACCAUCGACAACCUCGAGGAGCAGAUAAACCGGCUCAACCUUGACCUCAAUGUCGCCCGCGCUGCCCCCGCCCCUACCGUCGCUGUCCCCGUCGCCGCUGCUCCCCCACCUGCUCCUGUCCCCGCCUUCAGGUCCGAAAAGUUCCCAGACCCUGAAAAAUUCGAUGGCACCCGCACCAAGCUCCCCGGAUUCACCACCCAACUUCGAAUGAAACUUGAAGUCAACCACGAUCGGUUCCGAAACGAGGCAGCAAAGGUUAUUUAUGCCGUCAGCCGCUUGGAAGGAAGGGCCCUUGACCAGGUCGUUCCACUCGUUAACGCUCACCCUGCCGCCCCCUUCUCCUCCGUCACUGCCUUUGUUGCCCACCUGGAAGCCUCGUUUGGAGACCCAGACCCCCGGGGUACCGCCCGCCGCCAACUUGUUGCCCUGAAGCAAGGCAAAGGGGACUUCGCUACCUAUUAUUCGCAGUUCCUCCGCAUCGUGGCAUACCUAGACUACAACGAGGGAGCCAAGAUCGAUGCCCUGGCCGAAGGACUGUCGGAAGACCUGAAGGACGCUAUGACAUACCGGACAGACAGGCCUAACACCGUCGAAGCUUAUGCCACCAUGUUGAUGACAAUCGAUAACCUGGUUCGGGGCCGCAAAGCUGAACAACGGGCGAUUCGGAAUACAAUGGGACAAUUCACCGCCCCCGCUGCUGUUGCACACCCAUCUCAUACCGCCGGAGGCCUCGCUCCAAUGGACCUCUCUGCUCUCCAAAGCCGCCCCACUCAACGUCCUGCCAUUGAACAACGAUAUACUUUUGUCAAUGGACAACGCAAAACCUCUACCGCUGAAAAACAAUGGCGAAGGGACAACAAUCUCUGUAUGUACUGUGCCAACCCCGGUCAUGUCUUUGCCAACUGCCCCUCUGCCAACCGCCCACGCGGUAACCAACCGGUGAUGAGAGGCGCCCUCCUCGCACCCAGCCAUACGGACAUCGACCCCGCUGCUCCACCGGUCGCUAUCCCGGGCUUGAUUAAUGGCCCCUGCCCGGGACCUUCCAAUGUUUCUCCUUUGUCUGCGUUUUCUAUCUCUGGCUUCUCGGUAUCGUCUGUGGAGGAUAAAUUGGAUGGGGAUCAUUUUGUUGCUUCUUGUAAAAUUAUAAACAAUAAAACAUCCAUUCAAACCCACGCACUGAUCGAUACCGGUUGCUCCGGAUUCGCAUUCAUUGAUGAAACAUUUGCGCGCCAUAACAACUUCCCACUUCUCCCCCUCAAAUCACCCCGCACUCUUGAAGUCAUCGACGGUCGGCCCAUAUCUUCCGGACAAAUUACCCACCUCUGCUAUCUACCGCUAUCCAUUGACUCCCACCACGAAACUACCCCUUUCUUCGUCACCAAACUCGGCUCGUAUCCCCUUGUCCUCGGAAUCCCCUGGCUUCAAUUGCACGACGCAACAUUACGGUUUAAGGACAACAGCAUACUGUUCGACUCCGAAUACUGCAAACGCAAGUGCAACUCUUCCCCGAUACCCGUUCCCAUUAGAGGAGUUGCACCACCGCCCCGUUUUCACCUCGUCAGUUCAGCUGCUCUUUGUCGCUUUGCUCGAAGAGACAAACUCCAAAUCUUUAGUACAACUAUUAAGGAAAUAGAUCAAGCAACGGGCGAGGCCCCUAAGCAAGACUGGAGGAACCGGGUCCCAACCCGGUAUAAGAGAUUUUAUAAAAUGAUGGACGAAGAAUUUGCUAACGGGAUGCCGCCUCGCCGCCCCUAUGAUCAUAAGAUACCGCUCAAGGAAGGGAAAGAGACCCCUUUUGGGCCACUUUAUGGUAUGUCCCGCGAGGAACUCAUCGUGCUGAAACAAUACAUACAGGACAACCUUCAAAAGGGGUUCAUUCAGGCCAGCUCUUCGCCUGCCGGUGCCCCUGUCCUAUUUGUUAAAAAGGCCGAUGGAACACUCCGCCUUUGUGUCGACUAUCGUGGUCUCAACGAACUUACUGUCAUAAACCGCUACCCGCUGCCACUCAUCCGGGAAACUCUCGACCGCCUUUCCAAAGCAAAGUGGUACACCAAACUUGACCUUCGCCAAGGGUACAAUCAGAUUCGAAUGGCUGAGGGUGAAGAAUGGAAAACAGCCUUCCGAACGCGUUACGGACAUUUCGAAUACACCGUAAUGCCCUUCGGCCUCACCAACGCACCAGCCACCUUUCAACAUUUUAUUAAUGAUUGCGUCCGUGAUUACCUUGAUAUGUUCUGUACAGCCUACCUUGACGAUAUCCUUGUUUACAGCGACACCUUCGAGGAACAUCAAGUACACGUCGAAAAAGUACUGGAAGCCCUACAAAGAAAUGGAAUACUGCUGAAACCGGAGAAAUGCGAAUUUCACACACAAAGCACCACCCAUCUCGGCCUGAUUAUCGAACCCAAUGGUAUUAAAAUGGACCCAAGGAAAGUGGAGACGGUGAAGAAUUGGAUCGUCCCCAAAACAGUUAAGGAUGUACAAGCAUUCCUAGGUUUUGCUAACUUUUACCGCCGAUUCAUACGCGGAUUCUCGGAACUGGCUUCUCCUCUUACCAGACUGACACGUAAGGACACAUCAUUUGGAUGGACACCCGAAGCCCAAACCGCCUUCAAUGCCCUGAAAGAAGCCUUUACCACGGCGCCCAUUCUCACUCAUUUCGACCCGGAAAAGGAAAUUACUGUGGAAACCGACGCAUCUGACUAUGUCUCCGCCGGUGAAUUACUGGCAAUCAUUCGGUCUUUUGAGGAGUGGCGACCGGAACUUGAAGGGGCUGCACACCCAAUCGCCGUCAUAUCCGAUCAUAAGAAUCUCGAAUACUUUAUGAGUACCAAACAACUCAACCGGAGACAAGCACGGUGGGCAGAAUACCUGUCACGAUUUAAUUUUGUUAUUAAAUACCGACCAGGGAAACAAGGAGGGAAACCGGACGCGUUGACAAGAAGAUCAGGAGAUCUCCCUGGAGAGGGGGAUGAAAGACAAUCGCAUCAGAGUCAAGUUGUGUUGAAGAAGGAGAAUCUCGAUGCAAAGCUAAGUUUGUUGGCGGGUUCUUUCUCAAAUGAGCCCGCUGAAAAGAACGCCUCACUGCAGGAAUUAUUCGACGAAGGAUAUAGCGCUGACCCGUUUCCCCAAAAAAUACUGGAUAUGCGGAAUAGAGGCGAUCGACAAUCAAAGGACAUAUCACUCGCCGAAUGCACCGAGAUUGAAGCCCGAUUGCUUUACCGAGGCAGCAUAUAUGUCCCUGAUUACGACCCUCUUAAACUUCGAAUCCUCCAACUUUACCAUGACGCUGCCUCUGCUGGACACCCGGGACGCGAAAAAACAUUCGAACUCGUCAGUCGGGACUACUACUGGCCCCUCAUGCGAAAUUAUAUUGCCCGCUACGUUCGGAACUGCCAUACCUGUCAACGAAGCAAACCCAACACCCAUGGAAAACUCGGCGUACUUCGACCUUUACCGAUUCCCGAACAACCAUGGCAGGAGGUAUCGAUGGACUUCGUUACUGGCCUACCGGAAAGUGAAGGGUACGAUGCAAUUAUGGUAGUGGUUGACCGGCUAACAAAGAUGCGACAUCUCCUGCCCUGCAAUACUACUGUUAACUCCGAAGACGUCGCCCGACUAUACCUGCGAAACAUAUGGAAGCUCCAUGGGCUACCCACACAUAUCACCUCCGACCGCGGUACUCAAUUUACAGCUAAGUUUUGGAAGGCUCUUUGUAAACACCUCAAUAUCGAGGCAAGGAUGUCCACCGCCUUCCACCCGGAGACCGACGGCCAAACCGAAAGGCUGAACGCUGUGAUGGAGCAAUAUCUACGUGGGUAUGUCUCUUAUCAACAGGACGAUUGGGUAAAAUGGCUUCCUAUGGCAGAAUUCUCCGCCAACAAUCAGGUCUCCGCAUCCACUAAAGCUACACCAUUCUUCGCGAAUUAUGGGUUCCACCCCCGGUUUACAGUGACGAUCAAAUCGCUUGACAAGACCCCGCCGAGUCUCAAUGCUAAAGACUUCGCCUCGAAGAUGAAGGAGCUCCACGAGCACCUACGUUCCAAUAUCCGCACAGCGCAGGAUCAACAGGAGCAGGCCGUCAAUACUAAACGAACGCCGGCCCCACGGUACGAUCUGGACUGGAAGAAACUGGGACAAUUCCCCGUUAAGGAAAUUAUAUCGCCAUACGCGUAUCGAGUCGACCUGCCUAGAAGUAUGAAGGUGCACCCCGUCUUCCACGUAUCAUUGUUAGACCCCGCUGCGAAUGAUCCCGUCCCAGGGCAAACUCAACCACCACCCCCGCCCAUUAUCGUCGAACAAGAGGAGGAGUAUGCAACGGGCUAUACCGACCCUACCUGGGAACCCGCCGCAUACCACGAUAAUACCGCCGCCGUUGAUAUCUUCCACAUACGCUACCCCGACAAACCUAGACCAUUGGAAGGAAAGAUUAAGGUUAAGGCUCGCAGGAGCUCGCGCUUGAAGGGAGGGGCUACUUUCAUGGAUCGACUAGUGGAGGUACGGGGUUAUGAAGAGUCGGAUUAG